Molecule: messenger RNA, 654 nt
Organism: Vicia villosa (hairy vetch)
Lineage: Eukaryota; Viridiplantae; Streptophyta; Magnoliopsida; Fabales; Fabaceae
Exons: 2
Coding region: 1-654 (217 amino acids)
Source: RefSeq, a predicted model, not a curated record
AUGCUGAUUGCUGAGCUGGGGACUGAUCUAGAUGACGCGUUUGAGGAGGUGGAGAGGACUCGCGGGGCCCAUGUUAGGUUUGACUUCUUGCAGCAGAGAUAUGAUGUCGAGCUUCUUGCGGCAGAGGAGGCUGUUGGUAACGAGGAAGAGGCGGAUAUACAGAGAGAACGGACAAUAAGAUGUUACUUCCUAUAUUUGAUAGGCACUCAACUCUUUGUGGACACGAGCUCGUCGUACACAGACAUCGUCUACCUGACGUACUUAUCGGAUACAACACAUAUCCAUGAGUACAACUGGGGGGGCGGAUGUAUCGGUGUACAACUAUACAGACUCGGAGAGGGAUGCUUGUGGAAGGUUUGGAUACUACAACACUUCCCAAACAUUACUGGAUGGGGAGAGGUGCCUACCUACACUGAGCUCAUGCCGCGUGCCAGUGCAUUCAGCCCCCGUAGAGGGAACCAGGUGCCAGCUUCUUACAGGUGCGGACUUGAUCGCAUGGCUUAUGAGGACGUACAUUAUGACUGCUAUGCUGAGCACCGUGAGACGAUUUUUUUUGAUGAGAUAACACUAUAUUCUGGAUGGUUGGCCGCCAGAUCGACCAUUAUUGUACGUUAUCUUCUAGAGCGUAUCAUGCGUCAGUUUGGCUAUGCAUAG